AUGAGAUGGCAUGUAGAAGAGCGUGUUGACGAGCCCAACUUCAUGAGACAUCCUGCUGAUUCUAGGGUAUGGAAAGACUUCGAUAACAAAUAUGAGGCAUUUGCCCAAGAUCCUCGUAAUGUCAGACUUGCUCUAGCAAGUGAUGGGUUUAACCCUUUCAAUAACAUGAGUAAACCGUACAGCAAAUGGCCAGUUCUGCUUGUGCCGUACAACUUGCCUACUUGGUCAUGCAUGAAAGAUCCAUACUUGAUGAUGUCGUGUUUAAUCCCUAGACCAAAGGCACCGAGAAAUGAUAUUGACGUGUUCUUGCGUCCACUAAUAGAUGAGUUGAGAGAAUUAUGGGAAGAUGGAAUUCAAACAUAUGAUGCAUACAAAGGUGAAAUGUUUCUAUUGAGGGCAGCGUUGCUCUGGACAAUCAAUGACUUUCCUGCAUACGCAAAUCUUUCAGGCUGGAGUACAAAGGGCAAAAGUAAGGGCACUGUCAAUGCGCGUAGGGACUUGGAAGAUCUUGGACUAAGAAAAGAAUUACAUUUACAGCAUCAUGGUAAUCAUACUUAUAUGAGUCUUGCAUGUUACAUGUUAAAUGUAAUUGAGCGAAGAAGUUUUUGUGCACGUAUGGCAGAAGUCAAAUUUCCUGAUGGUUUUGCCUCAAAUAUUACCCAGUGUGUCAACGUUAAUGAAGGAAAAAUCAUGGGAAUGAAGAGCCAUGAUUGUCAUAUCUUUAUGCGAUAUUUGUUGUCGGUUAUUAUUGGUGGGUACCUACGACCAUAUAUUAGGGGAGCUUUAAUAAAGUUAUGCUCAUUUUUCAAAGAAUUAUGCUCACGAACACUAGACACAAGGGUGUUGGAACAACUUCAAGCUAAUAUCCCCAUCAUUCUUUGCAAAUUGGAAAUGAUAUUCUUACCGGCAUUUUUUGAUAUCAUGGUGCACCUUGCUAUUCAUCUCCUAAAUGAGGCAUUGCUAGCAGGGCCUGUUCAGUACAGGUGGAUGUACCCUUUCGAGAGGUAUUUGGGUAAAUUCAAGCGGUAUGUCCGCAACAGAGCUCGUCCAGAAGGCUCAAUUGCUGAGGCAUAUGUUCAUGUCGAAUAUCUGACAUUUUGCUCUAUGUACCUUAAUGAUAUCGAGACUAGACAUAACCGAGAGGAACGAAACAGUGACACAAUUGGGCAAACCUCCCGAGAGUCAAGUUUAUCGAUUUUCUCCCAAAAGGUGCGCCCAUUAGGGGCAGCAAGAGUGGAAAAAUUACCUGACGCAUUGUUGGCCAAGGCUGAGUGGUACGUCCUUAAUAAUUGCGUAGAGAUUGAAGACUAUAUAGAUGAGCACUAUAACAAGAUGAAAGAAGAGGACCUUAGCAACAUUGAGCGUAGGCACCAAAGUCAAUUCCUAAUGUGGUUUAGAACACGCAUCGCCCAGUUGCAUGCUAAGAUUCCCCCCGAGGUGAUCGAUGAUAUAUAUGCAUUAGCAUGUGGUCCAUAUCCACUGGUCACAUCAUAUUCUGGGUGUAUAAUGCAUGGAAUUCGGUUUCACACGAAGGAACUCAAAGGGCGUCGUCACACCCAAAAUAGUGGUGUUGUUGUUCAUGGCGACCAUCAAGGAUUGCCAGUUGACUUCUACGGUGUGUUGCAGGACAUCAUAUAA
Carya illinoinensis is the source of this 1638-nucleotide messenger RNA. RefSeq lists its product as uncharacterized. The transcript has 4 exons. Bases 1 to 1638 code for a protein of 545 amino acids. The record is from RefSeq and is a predicted model, not a curated record. NCBI's taxonomy places the organism in Eukaryota, Viridiplantae, Streptophyta, Magnoliopsida, Fagales, Juglandaceae.